GUCACUUCCUUGUUUGUCUGACCGAUUCUCUCUGCCUGCCUCUCCUCAAACUGAUGAUGGCUGAAGCCCACCUGAGUGGAUUACAGGAUGAGUUCACCUGCUCGGUGUGUCUGGACACCCUGACUGACCCCGUCACCAUCCCCUGUGGUCACAAUUUCUGUCUGAAGUGCAUCACCGACUGCUGGGAUCAGAGCCAAGAGUUCUUCUGUCCGCAGUGUAGAGAGAACUUCAGGACGAAGCCCGCUCUGCGAAGAAACACUCUGCUGAAUGAAGUCAUCAAAAAAUUAAAAAAUACAGGACUCAGUUCUCUGUCAUCUAAGAUUUAUGCCGGCCCUGGAGAUGUGGGGUGUGACUUCUGUACUGGGAAAAAGUUCAGAGCAGUGAAGUCCUGUCUGACCUGCUUGGCCUCUUUCUGUCAGCCCCACCUGCAGUCUCACUAUGAAAUAGCAGCCUGGAAGGGACACAAGCUGACUGAUCCUGAAAGAAAUCUAAAGGACAAACUCUGUGAGAAACAUCAAAAAAGUCUAGAGAUGUUUUGCAGAACCGACAAGACGUGCAUCUGCAUGAUGUGUGGAAUGACUGAACAUGAUGGUCAUGAAAAGGUCGAGCUGAAGACGGAAAGAGAAGGAAAACAGAAACAGCUGGGGGCGACACUGAGGGGAAUUAGAAGGAAACUUGAAGAGAAAGAGAAGAAACUGAAGGAGACGAGGAGGACAGCAGAGGAGAUGAAGCUUUCUGUGGAAAGAAUGAUGGGGAAACAUGAGAAGAGUUUCACUGCUCUGAUACGGUGCAUUGAGGAAGCCCACAAGAAACUGGCAGAGAGGAUCAGAGAUCAAGAAAAGAGAGAAAUGGAGAAGGCUGAAGGAGUCAUGGAGCAACUGGAGAAGGAGAUCAAGGAGCUGAAGUUCUCAUCUUGCUGUGUCCUUCCUGCUGAUGGAGACUCUCUCAGCUUCACUGUCACAGCUGACUUUUCUUCUGAGGACCUGCUAAAGGAGCUGUCAGGUCUGAAAAAGAGUCUGGAGAAGAUCAGUCAGUGGGACAUCAUGACAAGGACUUCUCCAGGUUGUGAAGCUCCAAUCUUCACUCUACGGCCUCCUGCACCUCAGAACAGAGAGGACUUUUUACAAUACUUCUGUCCCCUUACACUGGACAUCAACACGGCAAACAGAGACCUCCGUCUGUCUGAUGGGAACAAGAAGGUGACACGUAAGGGGACAUGGACUAGAUAUCCUGAUCAUCCUGACAGAUUUGACUACUGGGCCCAAGUUCUGUGCAGGGAGGCUCUGACUGGGACUCGCUGUUACUGGGAGGUGAAGUGCAGUGGAGACUUCAUGAGGAUUGGAAUCGCAUAUAAAGGACUGAGCAGGAAAGGACGGAGUUUGGAAUGCAUCCUUGGAAGGAAUGACAAGUCCUGGAGUUUGCAGUGUUCUCAUUCUCAGUACUUUGUGUGUCACAAUAACAAGGAAAAUGUAAUCAGCGCCCCCUACAGCCCCAGAAUAGGUGUGUAUCUGGACUGGCCUGCUGGCUCUCUGUCAUUUUAUGGUGUCUCACACACAAUGACCCUCCUGCACAGGUUCAACACUUCCUUCACUGAGCCCCUCUAUCCAGGGUUUGGGUUUUACCUUGGUCUUAACUGCAGUGUAACAAUCAGCCAUCUGACACCAUGUGACCACUGACCAGUACCCCUUACCAGUCACUUGAUGUCCCCACACAUGCAGAUCCUCUUUGUGUUUGUAGUUUAGGGUAAGAAUAAAUUUACAGGAUUGGUGGGUUGGGUGGUCAGCACCUUUGUGAUUGAAUUUUUGUAUGAGAUUGCGGGGCAAGUGCGGCUGUCAGGGUCUCCAUUAUUGUUGGGUUUGAGUAGCCAAUCAGGUGUGUAUGUCAUAGUGAGGGGCGGAAACACUUCGGACCUACAAAUAUCAGUCUGACCAGCAGGGGUCACUAUUGAUUCAUAGCCACAUGACAUUUAGGCUGACACCCCAAUAACUACUGAGGUCCCCAAGUGUCAUUGUAUGUCACGUGUUAAGCAGGACAGGCAUGUGGUCCUGCUGGAUCAGCACAACUGAAAGGCACCAAGGUUAUUAUAGUUUUGCUUUUUAU
Molecule: messenger RNA, 2100 nt
Organism: Polypterus senegalus (gray bichir)
Lineage: Eukaryota; Metazoa; Chordata; Cladistia; Polypteriformes; Polypteridae
Product: tripartite motif-containing protein 16-like
Exons: 6
Coding region: 54-1676 (540 amino acids)
Molecular function (GO): protein binding; zinc ion binding
Source: RefSeq, a predicted model, not a curated record